AUGACAAGAGCUGUGGCUAAGGGAGGAGACCCCAAUGGGGUCCCUGCAGCUCCUGAAGAGAUAAAACUGGAAGAAAUGGAAGAGAGAGGCCAAUGGAGCAGCAAAAUGGAGUUUGUGCUGUCUGUGGCUGGCGAGAUCAUUGGUCUGGGUAAUGUGUGGAGGUUUCCGUACCUCUGCUACAAGAACGGUGGUGGAGCCUUCCUCAUCCCCUACCUCAUCUUCCUCUUCACCUGUGGGAUCCCCCUAUUCUUCCUGGAGAUAGCGCUGGGGCAGUACACCAGCCAGGGAGGUAUCACUGCCUGGAGGAAGAUCUGUCCCAUCUUUGAAGGAAUUGGAUAUGCCUCACAAGUCAUUGAGGGCUAUCUGAAUAUCUACUACAUCAUCAUCCUGUCCUGGGCACUCUUCUACCUGUUCAGCUCCUUCACUGCGGUGCUACCGUGGGCCACCUGCAAUAACCCCUGGAAUUCAGAUCUCUGUGUCUCCAGCCUGGACAAUGGGACCUUGCCUGCAAAUGCCACCUCUCCAAUGAUUGAGUUUUGGGAGAAGCGAGUCCUGGGGCUCACGGAUGGUAUUCACAAACUGGGCAGCCUGCGCUGGGAGCUGGCUCUGUGUCUCCUGCUGGCGUGGAUCGUCUGCUACUUCUGCAUCUGGAAAGGGGUCAAGUCCACAGGCAAAGUUGUUUACUUCACUGCCACCUUCCCUUAUGUGAUGCUCAUCAUCCUGCUGGUGCGAGGAGUCACGCUGCCGGGUGCUACCGAAGGGAUCAUCUUCUACCUGAAGCCAGACAUUUCCAGGCUGGCAGACCCACAGGUCUGGAUGGAUGCGGGCACUCAGAUCCUCUUCUCUUAUGCCAUCUGCCAGGGGUGCCUAACAGCUCUGGGCAGCUACAACAAAUACAACAACAACUGUUACAGGGACUGCAUCAUGCUCUGCUUCCUGAACAGUACCACCAGCUUGGUUGCUGGUUUUGCCAUAUUCUCUGUGCUGGGCUUCAUGUCUCGAGAGCAAGGUGUACCCAUUGCAGAAGUGGCUGAAUCAGGUCCUGGCCUGGCUUUCAUAGCAUAUCCAACGGCAGUAACAAUGAUGCCUGUGUCUCAGCUCUGGUCCUGCCUCUUCUUCCUCAUGCUGGUCUUCUUGGGACUGGACAGCCAGUUUGUCUGUGUGGAAAGCAUGGUAACAGGUCUUAUUGACAUGUUCCCACGAGUGUUUCGGAAGAAGGGGCGUCGGGAGCUCCUAAUCCUGGCCAUUGCAGUCAUAUGCUACCUGCUGGGCUUAUUACUGGUCACCGAGGGUGGGAUGUACAUCUUCCAGCUCUUUGACUACUAUGCUGCCAGUGGCAUGUGCCUGCUCUUCAUGGCCAUUUUUGAGGUUAUCUGUGUAGGAUGGGUGUAUGGUGCCAACCGCUUCUACGACAACAUUGAGGACAUGAUUGGUUUCCGGCCAUGGCCCUUGAUCAAGAUAUGCUGGCUGGUGUUCACUCCGGGUAUGUGCUUGGCUGUCUUCCUGUUUUCCCUGAUCAAGUACACACCCUUGAAAUACAACAAUUCCUACGUAUACCCGGCCUGGGGCUAUGUGGUGGGCUGGCUGAUGGCACUGUCAUCCAUGGUCUGCAUUCCUCUCUAUGCCGUCUUCAUACUCCUGAAAACCAAAGGACCCCUGAAGCAGCGGCUAACUCAGCUGAUUUCCCCAGCGGAGGACCUGCUGCAGCCAAAGAAGCAUGUGGCGGGGCUGUCUGAACUGAGGCGCCAGGGAUGGUCCCCUCCAGUCCAGAAGGUGCUCAGCAUCACAGAGAGAGAAACUAACUUCUAA
Molecule: messenger RNA, 1809 nt
Organism: Nestor notabilis (Kea)
Lineage: Eukaryota; Metazoa; Chordata; Aves; Psittaciformes; Psittacidae
Gene: SLC6A12
Product: solute carrier family 6 (neurotransmitter transporter), member 12
Biological process (GO): sodium ion transmembrane transport
Cellular component (GO): membrane
Source: RefSeq, a predicted model, not a curated record